Molecule: messenger RNA, 1960 nt
Organism: Acyrthosiphon pisum (pea aphid)
Lineage: Eukaryota; Metazoa; Arthropoda; Insecta; Hemiptera; Aphididae
Exons: 15
Coding region: 295-798 (167 amino acids)
Source: RefSeq, a predicted model, not a curated record
GCACCAUUUUCAGAGAUGUUGUUAAUUGGUUUUCGGUAUACAACUUAAUAAACUUUUAAUGAUCGGUUACCGAUAUAACAGCCCAACAAAUCGGUAACCGGCCUCUGGUUAUUACAAUUUAUGGUUUUUAAUUGUUUAUAGAAAAAUCGGUUAAUAUAUUUAAGCUCUGAAAAUGAUAUAAUUAUUUAUGUACUUACAGAUAUUUCCACUGAUGGUGAAAUUAAUUAUGAUGACAGUGGAGAUAAUUGCGCUGAUGGUAAAAUUAAUUAUAAGGACAAUGGAGAAACUAAAACUAUGAAUAUGUUUGACGCGUUUCUACAUUUUUUCAAAGAAAGUAUGGAUAAAAAUUAUAACUUGACUCUUAAUGUGGAUAUAAACGAGCUAAAAAAUCCACAAAAGUAUUCCUAUUAUAAGAAGAUUCUAGUGUGCAUGAAAAACAUCUACAAUGCAUAUUGUAUAAUAUAUAAUAAAAAACAAAUAAGUAAAACUGAAUUUGUUCAAAAAAUGGUUGAUAUGGCUGAGACAAUAAAACAAAACUCAAAUAUCACCAAGGAGAUGGCCGAUUUAACUAUGGGUUUACAGAUAAUCUCAAAUGAUACCGAGAGUACUAAUGACUUUGAAGUUAUAGAUUUUUAUUAUAUAUCUUGUUAUCGGAACAAAACAUGUACCAUACCAGAAAAAGUUUAUUUUAAAGAUAUUAUGCAAUAUUUUAUUUACCUAAUUGUGGAAAAUAAUCAAGAUGAUGUAAACCUUACAACAGGACCGAUUAGUGAUGCUAAACAUGGCGAAGAAGAUUGAAAAGAAGAAAUAAAUAUUAUAACUGUAUACUGCACAAUUUAUAUUUUUAGAUUUAUUAAUAUUUCACUUCCUGUAAGAUAUAAAUAUAUGAUUCAGUCUAUUAAUGUAUGAGCCUACUCAAGAGUUUGCAUAAGAUAUAAAUGUUUACCUAAUAAUUUUAUAUAAUUAUUAUACAUUUUUUAACCAUCAUAAUUAAAUUGUUAUAAAUAUAUAGUAUUAUAUUAUGAUAUGGAAUUUAAUAAUUUAUUUGUGCAUUGGAAUAUAAUAAUUGUAGUGGCAUGAUAAUGGUCACAUCAAAUUUUUAACAUCGCCAAAAAUUGUAAUAUUUUCUUUAAAUAUAUGUUGCUCACGGAUAAUAAAAGUUGUUUAAUUUAAAUCAGUACAACUAUUAUCAAAACUAUAAUUAGGUUUAGUAUAAGUCAUAUAAUAAUAACAAAAAAAGGUGGGCAGUGGAUGUCACUUUGUACAGUAGGUUACAAGUGAGUCACUGUAUAAUGGAUGGUAUUAAUUUUGAAUUCAAUGAUAUAAUAUCAUUGUAUAAGAAAAACGAUUCUGAGAGAAGAAUAAUCGAAUUAUGGGGCCGGACAAUUUGGUUGUACAAGCAGUAGCGUACGCAGGCUUUUAGUUCGGUUAGGGUGUUACCUGAAUAAAUAAUUUAAAUUAUUUUUUUCUAAACAGUUUUUAUAUAACAAACUAGCUGACCCUGUGCACUUUGUUGCCCUUAAAAAUGACGAUCCUUUAAAAAAUUGUGAUUGUUCAAAUCCUUUUAGGUGUAACUCACAGCAGUAAGUGCAAUUCAGCCACCCUGGUAGGCAAUCCGGAUCGCGGACAUUGUGGGACAGCAUAUCAAGUAGAUCUAAUUUAUAAAAAUGUCGUGCUACAUUUGUCAUUGAACUCCUCCGAAACGGCUUGACUGAAACUAAAAUAAUGUUCUAAUUAUUAAUAGGUGAAUAAAUCUCUAAUGAAAUGGAUCAAGUAUAAUAGAGAAAAUCGGAAUAAACAUUUACCAGACUUAAUGGAAUACUUUCGGUUACCAAUUGUUUCCUAUGAAUUUUUUGAGUGUAGGUACUGUUGAUAAAGAACCACUUUUGAAGUUAAAUAACAAUUGUAAUUAUAUAAUAUUUUUAUAUUUGAUUUUCUUAUUUUUUUUAAAUAUAUUAUG